Dipodomys ordii (Ord's kangaroo rat) is the source of this 1990-nucleotide messenger RNA. It is a transcript of the gene Fgf9, whose product is annotated as fibroblast growth factor 9. Gene Ontology annotation, cellular component: cytoplasm. Lineage: Eukaryota; Metazoa; Chordata; Mammalia; Rodentia; Heteromyidae. Gene Ontology annotation, molecular function: fibroblast growth factor receptor binding; growth factor activity. Bases 756 to 1382 code for a protein of 208 amino acids. The transcript is spliced from 3 exons. Gene Ontology annotation, biological process: fibroblast growth factor receptor signaling pathway; positive regulation of protein phosphorylation; regulation of cell migration. The record is from RefSeq and is a predicted model, not a curated record.
UUCUGGAUACUAGCUUUGGAUGCCUAAAGUUUUUUUUUUUCCCCUCCUCUUCUUUUUGUUUUAUUAUUAUUAUUAAUUAUCAUCAUCAUCAUCAAUUAUUUUUGGAAGGGGUGGGGGAGACAAGGAGGGGGAGAUUUCUCGCCGCUACCAACGUGAGAUUUAUGAUUAUUAUUAUUAUUAAUUAUUAUUAAUUUUUCCUCUCGGGGCGAAGGAUUCAUGCUGAUGUCUGCAGAGUCGGUUAGAGAGUAAAAACAGCGCAUGCCUUCCUUGGAGUCAGGAUCCGUAAAUUCUGACGUAGCCUGAGCAUCUUUAAAAAAAAUCUCUUAUCCUAACGCCUGAGCAUUUUCUUUUUAAAGUUGCUAUGGUCAUUCUGAUCUCAAAGCAAAUGGAGCCACUACGGAUUUUCUCCCUUAUUCCGGUCGGAUGGGAUGAAGACCUUGCAGCUUGCUGAGAGCCAGGCUCUGUCUGUAGAGAUACACAGAUACGAUGAUCACGAUGUCAGUGUGAGAGUAUGAAGCCGUGGUUUCUUAGACGAUCCGUGGUUUGACCUUGAACCGGUGCCAGUGAAACAGCAGAUUACUUUUAUUUAUGCAUUUAAUGCAUUGAAGAGAAGAGCCUUGCCCCCGCCCCCUCUCCUCCACUCACUCUCUGCAACUGCAGUAAAGGAAGGGAGUUGGAUAUACCUCGCCUAAUAUCUCCUGGGGUUGACACCAUCGUUAUUGUUUAUUCGCGUGCUCCAAAAGCUGGGUCCUCUGAUGGCUCCCUUAGGUGAAGUUGGGAACUAUUUCGGUGUGCAGGAUGCGGUACCGUUUGGGAAUGUGCCCGUGUUGCCGGUGGACAGCCCGGUUUUGUUAAGUGACCACCUGGGUCAGUCUGAAGCAGGAGGGCUACCCAGGGGACCCGCAGUCACGGACUUGGAUCAUUUAAAGGGGAUUCUCAGACGGAGGCAGCUCUACUGCAGGACUGGAUUUCACUUAGAAAUCUUCCCCAACGGUACUAUCCAGGGAACCAGGAAAGACCACAGCCGAUUUGGCAUUCUGGAGUUUAUCAGUAUAGCAGUGGGCCUGGUCAGCAUUCGAGGCGUGGACAGUGGACUCUACCUCGGGAUGAAUGAGAAGGGGGAGCUAUAUGGAUCAGAAAAACUAACCCAAGAGUGCGUAUUCAGAGAACAGUUUGAAGAAAACUGGUAUAACACAUACUCCUCAAACCUAUAUAAACAUGCGGACACUGGAAGACGAUACUAUGUUGCAUUAAAUAAAGAUGGAACUCCAAGAGAAGGGACCAGGACUAAAAGACACCAGAAAUUCACACAUUUUUUACCUAGACCAGUGGACCCGGACAAAGUACCUGAACUAUAUAAGGAUAUUCUAAGCCAAAGUUGACAAAAGACAAUUUCUUCACUUGAGCCCUUAAGAAAAAAAAAAAAAGUAACCACUCUAUAAAAUGAUUUCAUGCGGUGGGUUCUCAUUGAUUAGCUGUGUCAUCUCCUCGGCUCCACUGUUGCCAAACUUUGUCGCAUGCAUAAUGUAUGAUGGAAGCUUGAAUGGGAACAUGCUGAUUUUGUUCUGCACUUAAAAGGUGAGUCCUCUCUGAGGGCUGCCUGGGGCCACUUGCUUGAUUUAUUUGUGAAAGGUGAGAGGGAAAGAGAGAGGAGAAUGGGAGAGGGAGAGAGAAUGGGAGAGAGAUUGGGAGAGAGUAGCAGGGCAAAUCAAAGACCCCAGAGAACAGAGACGACGCCUGAUGCAUGCUGGGAAAUAGACACGCUUUUCCAUUUUUGAUCAGCUGAACUCCAUCGUCCAUCAGCACAGCUGCCAUACUUCAACUCAUCAGGAUAUUUUGGCUGGUAGCCUGACGUUUAAGGGUACACUGCGUUUUCAGAGGCAUGGAGGGUGCAGUCUUACUUAUAAAAAAACGAAAAACAAAAACACACACACAAAAAACUUUUUCAGUUAAUUCUCACUGGUAGCAUCCCAGUGAACUUAAAAGCAAA